This is a messenger RNA of Bacillus rossius redtenbacheri, 2758 nucleotides long. RefSeq lists its product as uncharacterized. NCBI's taxonomy places the organism in Eukaryota, Metazoa, Arthropoda, Insecta, Phasmatodea, Bacillidae. The coding region runs from base 65 to 730 and encodes 221 amino acids. The transcript has 4 exons. The record is from RefSeq and is a predicted model, not a curated record. Gene Ontology annotation, molecular function: N-acetyltransferase activity.
CGCCCGGGGAAGCAGGCUGGGACCGGCGCGCACCCGCUCCGCUGGCUGCAGAGGCGGGCUCGUCAUGGGCGCCCUGGACGACGUGCAGCUGGGGCCGGUACCCGAGGAGCGCUACGGCGACGUGAUCCAGCACCUGCGACACAGCUUCUUCGCCGACGAGCCGCUCAACAGCGCCGUGCAGCUGUGCCGGCCGGGCGAGCCGCACGCCGAGCUAGAGCACCACAGCCUCAGCACGCUCGCCGACGGCCUGUCGCAGAUGGCGGUGCACGUCGCCACCGGCGAGGUGGUGGGCGUGGCGCUGAACGGAGUGCAGCGUCCAGGCGACCUGAAGGCGGCGCAGGCCAAGCUCGCCGGCCUGGCGGACCUCAAGUUCCGGCUCAUCUUCGACCUCCUGUACAGCGCCAACCUGCGGCUGGACCUGUUCGCCGAGCACGGCGUGGACCGCCUGUUCGAGUGCCGCAUCUUGUCGGUGGACCGGCGCUUCCGCGGCCGCGGGCUGGCGCGCGCGCUGCUGCUCAGGAGCGAGGAGGUCGCCCGCCAGCAUGGCUUCAAGGUGUUCAAGGAGGACGCCACGGGCUUCUUCUCGCAGCGCGUGGCCGAGAGCGUGGGGCUGCGAGCCGUCAGCGAGCUCAAGUACUGCGAGCACAUCGCGCCCGAAACGGGCGAGGCGGUCUUCAAGACGCAGCCGCCGCACGAGUCGCUCAAGAUCAUGGUCAAGAUCCUGCAGUGAUGCGCGGUCCAGCCGCCGCCGCCCUCGGGCGAGGGAACGGGGUUGGCCGACAUCACAACAGUUCACCACGCACGCUGUUUGGUUUUCAAUUCCUGAAAGGCUUUGGUGUUGCAUUGCUUUCCCGGUUGGAAACAAGGCAUGUGCUCAUCUGCCCUCUCCCUUCCUUCUCCUUUUCACAGCUAUUUACCGAGUUCGUAUCGAUAUUUAUCUACUCAACCAGGUGGUCCGAGGGUCCUACCACAAGAAAUGUUUGAAAAUAAGUUCAUUAAAAUCGUGUUUUAAUGCAAAUCUAAAACUAAUAUAUUACGCGAAAUAUUGCAAUCAAGCCAAUUAAUGUGAACCGACCGAUUUUUUUUUUUUUUUUUUUUUUUAGUGGCGCGAUUUGCGCCAUACUUUCUUUCCCGCAUCAUUCUCUCCGUGGGCGGCCCUGGGGCAAGUGAUUUUUUUUUUAUCGGGAGAAGGGGCCCAAUAUUUAUUCAAACGGGCGUGUAUGAAUUAAGACUGCGUGCAUGCAUAAAAACUAUUAUAUAUCUAUCAUCUUUCAUGGUGGGAUACGAAAGAGAGACUAGGCUAAGGGUGGGUUUACGAUUGGAAAACUUCAGAAUUAUAAACUUAAAAUCUGUACCAACAAUGAGCACACGUUUAAGUAACGAGUGAUACUGCGAAUUUCCAGUUUAUUCUAAAAGUAUUGGUUUUUUUAAAUUUCAACUGGUGAAAACGAGCGAGAAUGCAGCCAAGUUACGGAAUUUUGUGUACUUAUUCGUAGUAAUAGUCUGCAGUUUUAAAUUGCAUUUUGUUAGGAAUUGUUGCUGGUUGUUAAUUUUUGAACUGUAGCAUUUUUUAUUAUUGGUGACAUUGGUUAUGUAUAGGUGACCAGAGUUGUCACAGGAGAAAGUUGUCAAAUUCUUUAUUAAGACGUUUCUAAUGGAUAGAAUUUAUGUACACAUUUUCAUCCUCAGGUUACAAGAGUCACUAUCUAGCGGACGUAAAGUGAACUACGUGCUGACCGCCCAAUUUCUUUCUUAAGAAUAGCUAUGCUUGUGUACAAGCUAGGUGCGAGUAAAAACGUUCUAACUACUUAUCAGUCACUGUACACGUUCCUUGAUAUAAGGAAAGAAAUCUAACAACAUAUUCAUAUUCUAUGAACGUUUUGCUUUAAAAUACUGUAUAGCAAUAUUAUUAACUUGAGAAUAUUUUGAUAGUGUUGUAAAAUAAAUGAAUUAUGGAGCUCUGGGGCAACUUGAAACAAGGGACCAGGGGCUAUUUCUCACUGUGACAACUUUCCCCAUGUAGAGAGGAAAUUUUAAAUAGCUUUCCGACUUUUUUCAAUAACAAUGUUUGCAUUGUUAUUAUGUGUUUGCGAUUAGCAUCAAACAGUCUUUCAUAAAGUGGUUCAUAGGGCUCUUUUUACAUCGUAAUAUAACAAUAAACCAUUCACAUCAACAAUAAAAUAUAUGUAAUUUUAUCAACUCAAAAAAAGUAAAGUGCAAUUUUUAAGUUUUAGGCAAUUAAUAGUUAUUUGAAGUUUUAUUUGAUACACAACAUACACACAUAUAUAUAUAUAUUCAAUUUUACUUAAUUUUUAUAAAUGGUGCGGACGUAUUAUUAGAAGAAAGACAAACUCCUCUGCUGUAUUACUAAGAGCUGCUAAAGCUGUAAAAGAUAUAAAUAACCCGAUUUCCAUUAGGAAAGCUGCCCAGUUGUUUGACAUAAAUUACAGAACUGUAGCUCGAUACCGGCAGGAAGUAAGUGUAGAAAUGCUUACGGAACAGUCACCAGAUUUACCUACUUUUGGUUAUAAGAUACCACGUCAUGUGUUCUCAAGCGGCGAAGAAAAUUUGUUGGAGGAUUAUCUGAAGGAAAAAAAAAAGCUGUGAAUUUAUUUUGGUCUCUCGCCUAAGGAAGUACUAAAAUUAGCUUAAGUCAUGGCAAGGCACUAAACAAAACAAUGUCUUAGACUUGGUGUGUAAAUGAAAUGGCGGGGCCUGACUAUUUCACUGCAUUUCUAAGACACACAAAAAAAAAAAA